Molecule: messenger RNA, 525 nt
Organism: Enterobius vermicularis (human pinworm)
Lineage: Eukaryota; Metazoa; Nematoda; Chromadorea; Rhabditida; Oxyuridae
Source: the annotation of a GenBank genome assembly
AUGGCGAUACCGCAUCAACUGGUCACUUAUUCAGCCAUCAAAAUCUUGAUCAUUCGACUUCUAAAUUUGCAGAUUUUGACGAUAAUUGUCUUGGUUUUACUCGAUCCCACCUACACAACAGCGUACAUAUCAAUCAACUAUGAAAUUGUACUCAUCUACAUAUUCUCAUCGUUAACAUUCCUCUAUUGCAUCGUUUCAAUAAUUAUGUAUGCAAUUAUGCAACGGAAGACUGAUGACAACGGACCAGCUUCAAUGACAAAUUGUGCAUUGACGGAGGUGAUUUUGGCUGGUGGAGGAAUGAUCGCUUGGAUGGUUAUCUGCGGUAUCUGUGGUACUGUUUCACAAAGAACUAUCAUUGACACUGGAGAGAAGUUUGGUUGGAUGUCGGCAUGUGCAGGAAUAAACGUUGCUUUGUUUUUGGCAAUCUUAGCAUUAUCCUGUCUUAAUGUUCUGAACGACAAGAUUUUAAGUCCAGACCGUUCCUACAAAUACGGCUCACAGUACCGAUACGGAUCAAGAAUAUAA